Solea senegalensis (Senegalese sole) is the source of this 1662-nucleotide messenger RNA. RefSeq names its product somatostatin family member 7 (gene sst7). Gene Ontology annotation, biological process: regulation of cell migration. NCBI's taxonomy places the organism in Eukaryota, Metazoa, Chordata, Actinopteri, Pleuronectiformes, Soleidae. The transcript is spliced from 2 exons. The record is from RefSeq and is a predicted model, not a curated record. Gene Ontology annotation, molecular function: hormone activity. Gene Ontology annotation, cellular component: extracellular region. The coding region runs from base 1092 to 1424 and encodes 110 amino acids.
CACUUAAUAUCGGCUGCUCACUGCAAAGCAUUCGUCAGUUGCUGAAUCCAAUGAAUUGAAUGCAUGUGACUUUAAUUUAAAAGUAGCUCCUGUUUACCAUAAACUAUAUUGCACUCUCAGAGAUACUGUUUGGAUUUAAUUUAAAAUGCAAAUAGAAGUCUGUAAACUGUAAUUACCAAGUUGCUUGUGUCGCUCUUAAUGAACAGCUCCAGAUCCUACACGUAUGCUUCUUUUUUUAAAAAGUUUAUUUCUUUAAAGCAACAGUCAGUGAUGUGCACGUAAUGAAGGACAGCUGCCCAAGCCAUGCCGUGUGUCAGAUCAGUCAAUUGUAAUCUGCAGGUGUCAGAGAAGCUCAUGUAACUGUGACAGGAAUCACUGAUAAGUCCGCUUGUGAUGAGGUCGUGUUUUCUUGUAGCGUUUGUGGUCGUGGCUCAAAUGUGACCACUUCAUCUGGCGUGUCACGGAGGGUUUCGAGUACGUCGGGUGGUAUCACACUGGGGAUGAGUUUGAAACGGUUUGUCCCUCUGUCUGAGGAGGUCUUGUUUGAGGAUCGUCUCUCAUCACUGCCAAUACAUUAGGUACGCGUCAAUGUCAGAGCCUUGUUUCAGCCCGGUGACGUUGUCCGCUGCAGAUGUUCUCCCCGUGAAUCACACAAACACCCGCCACCUCCAUUUGUUCUCCCCUGACCCCUUCUUCUCCUCCUCCUCCUCCACCUCCCCUCCUCUUCCACACUCACGUUAAACCCACCAACCCAAAAUGCACGUACACAAAACACACUCCACCCUUCCGUCAUACACCCACCACCUUCUACGUCAGUGGGAGACGGGGGGGGAGAGAGAGGCAUAUAAAAGGGUGAGGGACUUUGGAGGAAGGGGAGAAGAAACAUCACUGGCUUCCAAAUCUUCCAAAUCUCCUGCACUGUACUUUCUGACCCACUCUCCUGUGGAUCUCUGGCCAGAGUGAGCUGCUCAGACCUCACACUCACUCACUCACUCACUCACUCACUCAUUCACUCACUCCUACAGUAUCUCUGUGAGCCUCCUGCUCCUGUGGCUGUAGCUCUAGUCGGUCCCCUGCACUCCUGUCACAGCAUGCAGCUCCUGGUGAUGUUAGCAGCUCUCAUGGGGGUUGUGUUCAGUGUAAGAGCAGCCGCUGUGCUUCCUGUGGAGGACAGAAGCUCCAUCCAUGUGAACAGGGAGCUGAGCAAAGAGCGCAAAGACCUGAUCCUGAAGUUGGUGUCUGGCUUGUUGGACGGAGCUCUGGACACCAACAUGCUGCCCGGGGAUGUGGCGUCCGAGGAUCUGGAGGAACCGCUGGAGUCUCGCCUGGAGGAGAGGGCUGUCUAUAACAGGUUAUCGCUGCCUCAGCGCGACCGCAAAGCCCCCUGUAAAAACUUCUUCUGGAAAACUUUCACCUCCUGCUAACACUGCCCCAAACCCUGCCCGCCCUAAUGUGCUCCGUCCCUCCCGGCUCCACAUGAACUGGAGUUGACCUCGACUGUACAUAUUAUCUGCAACUGUCAGACAUGCAGCAUUGAUGGACUUCACUGAGACAGUGUUUGUGCGUUUGAACAUUAUUUAUUUAUCUUUUUAUGUAUGAAAUGUGUGUAUCUAUGUAUGUAACACUUUAUUUCAGGGUGAACAAUAAAGCAUGGAUAUAAUA